Manduca sexta (tobacco hornworm) is the source of this 7248-nucleotide messenger RNA. RefSeq names its product ALK tyrosine kinase receptor (gene Alk). The record is from RefSeq and is a predicted model, not a curated record. NCBI's taxonomy places the organism in Eukaryota, Metazoa, Arthropoda, Insecta, Lepidoptera, Sphingidae. Gene Ontology annotation, cellular component: signaling receptor complex; membrane. Gene Ontology annotation, biological process: regulation of neuron differentiation; protein phosphorylation; multicellular organism development. The coding region runs from base 595 to 5694 and encodes 1699 amino acids. The transcript is spliced from 29 exons. Gene Ontology annotation, molecular function: protein binding; ATP binding; transmembrane receptor protein tyrosine kinase activity.
AUACCUGCGCAGCAUCCAGCCAGACGCCGUUUCAAGAUCACAUCUCGCGAAAAGUAAUGAUUAUUUUCGUUCCGCGGGCGUGUAGUUCCGCAUAUUCCCGCGGCGGCGCUGCGCACGGGUGUCGACACAGCGAUACCUACCUCGUUAUAUUGAAGUUAAAAAUGCAUUACCAGUGCUCCAAAUUUUUAAAUUAGUAUAUUAUAUUUGCGUUAUACAAUAAUUUGAUACGUGUUUUGUGUUUUUGAAUCAAGGAAUGAUCGUUUGAGGCGCGCAGUGUGGUGUGAAUAUAGUGUUAUUCGCGUGCGUAGGUUCGUGCGGUGCGCGAUUUUCCAGGGUUGAGCGGGCGGGUGCCUCGCGGGACGGGCUGUGAGCGUCCAAACGAUGUGCUAGUGUUAAUAUGAACGUCGCAAUAUGCGUGCGGACCUCGAUGGAUUUGCAAAUCUGUUCGCAGUCGAUCGCGUCGUUCGUGCGAACUCACCACGUACUGUAGGGUAGGUUGCCUUCAUACGGACUGUGACGAAUGUUCUUACCGGUGGCGCGGGAUGAAGCGGCACCGUGCCUCGGUCACAUCCAUCUAAAUACAAGCCCGAACUAAUGGCGCUGGCUAAAAUUAUUGUGAUAUGCACGUUGGUCGCCAUCGCGUCCGGCCACAGCUAUGAAGUCAAAGCAGAAGAUAAAGAGAAGAAAGCCAUGGCGGCGGAAAAAGAACAGAACUUGAGAUCAGCCAAUCCCGCGAGGAAUGGGCCAUGGGACCGGCUGUCAGCGUUGAUGAACCGGACUGAGGAAAGAAAGAACCGUCGCCGACCGAAACAGCACGCUGAAGGCAUGCUGAACGACAACGAAGGGAUCCAGAUCAGUCAGAAAAUAACACCCGACAACGACUCGUACACGCUCACGGACAAGAUAAAGAUACUGCGCCCCAACGUGCCCACAUACGAGGCAGUCAGUAAAUACAAUUUCAUAUCGCAGGCUACUGGAGUGUUCUGUAAUUUCGAGAUGGGUAAUGGGUCGCACGUGGACUUGUGCAUGUGGCAGUGGAACACGACGGUGUCCAGCCACGGGCUAGGGUUCAGGGUACUGAGCGCGGCGGACGUGGUGGCGUUGAACUCUACCACCAGGGGACUGAAGUUCUCCGGGCCUGACACUGACGCUGACGGCAACCCUGGAGGUCAUUUCUUGUACUUGCCAGUGGAUCCAACGAUGGAGAACAUGGCGAUAAAGUCUCCGCCUUUUCGAGGCCUCUGGGAGUUCUGUAAGUUCGAGGCUCAGUUACACCAGAGCAAGAUGCAGAACGCCAGCAUCCGGUUAAUAUCCGAGUCAACGCUCUCGGAAGUGCAGUGGAUACUCCAGGAAGUGGCUGGGAAUAAUUUCGAAAUGUGGCACCCAAUGCGUUUCAUGAUCGGCAACAUGCAGCAAGAAGUCCGCAUUAUAAUAGAGAUAACUCGGCCAAAUUACGUGAGCCUCGCGCAGACGCUGCCGCACAUCGCCAUCGACAACAUCCGCAUGCUAGAGUGUGUCCCCGAGCCCCCCGUUUAUAACGGCGAGUGCGUCCCUGGACAAUUGAAGUGCAAGUAUUUGAGUAUUGAUUCGUGCAUCAAGCUGCAUCAGGUGUGUGACCUUGCUAAAGACUGUGACGAUGGAAGCGAUGAGCAACAGAAUUGCGACAAAAUGCCGUACGGAUCGUACUGUAACUUCGAGCAUGACGCUUGCGGCUUCGAGAACGUUCCUCAGCCAAUACUAAAAUGGUCGCGGCACAGCGGGCCGACGCCUACAGACAAGACAGGGCCGAACUACGACCACACGUGCGGGCCCCCGGUCCCCCAUCCCACAGUGAUCAUGCCCCCACUUCUCCCAGCCCACGUGAACUACAGCCUAUCCCAAUGCGUGGGAUACUAUUUCUUCGUAAACAUGAAUGUGACUGGACCUAAUAGGGAAAAAGCGGAUUUUGCCUCAACAGCUAUUAUGAGGACUGUCGUAUUCAAUCCGCCUCCGAAAGUCCACGGGAAUCUUACUUCGAAGUAUUACAAUUGUUGUAUGAUAAGGUUCUAUUACCAACAAAAUGGCCGUAACUACGGCUCCCUGGGGGUGGAUGUGGUAGAACUCACUUCCAGGGGAAACACCACCACCUCCCUCUGGUUCUCCACCAAAGACAAGGGAGCGAAGUGGUACAGAGCGUCUAUAUUCCUACCAAACAUUACUAGGAGAUACUACCUCCAAUUCAAGACUCGUAUGGGAAUGCGAAUUUAUUCAGACUCAGCUAUCGACGACUUUUCAAUGUCUCCAGAAUGUUUUGGGCUAAACAUAGACCCUGAAGAACUAGGGGACUAUAAUUACUACGACCCUGUGUUCGAAGUGAAGACCACGCCGCACACUGCGUUUGCUGAUAAACCUUUCUACCGCUUCACGACCUGCGGGGCUACGGGUCGGUUCGGACCCAACCAGUCAAUGUGCGACGCUGUGUACAACAACACCCCUGUCUCCGUCUCUGUGGUGAACACCCCACCAUACCAGGGUAUACAGGUGUGGGAGGUGCCGGCUGAGGGAUUGUACACGAUAAUAGCAACAGGAGCGAGUGGCGGGAUGGGCUCGGCGUGGGCGGGCGUGUCGCAUGGCGCUACAGCUCGCGCGUUGUUUGAACUGCAUCGAAGUGAACAGAUCUACAUGUUGGUCGGACAGCAAGGCACUAACGCUUGUAAAAAGACGCUAUCAGCGCAGGAGAGCCAGUCCUGCUCCCGGAAGCAGAGCAACGAGACCUCCCACGUGUACACGAGUAAGACGCACGAGGUGCGCAACACGCAGGUCACGGACGGCGGCGGCGGCGGCGGGGGAGCCACUUACGUAUUUUUGCUGGAUAAAGAAGGGGAGGCUUACCCCCUAGUGGCGGCUGGAGGUGGUGGCGGGCUUUCCGUGGGCGCGUUCAGGGACGACGGCUCCCAGCACGGCCGCUUCCACACCAACGCCACGCCAGAGUCCGGGUAUAUGUACGGACAUCCGGGGCGGACGUCAGGUGCCGGUGGAGGCUGGGUGCCUCGCGCUGGUCCCAGUACCCCGGGCUUCGAGCUGGUCCGAGGGGCAGCUGUUAAAGAAGGUGGCGUGGGAGGGCAAGCAUGCGUGGGACAAGCUCAUGGAGGCUUCGGAGGAGGCGGCGGAGGGUGUUUGAGAGGCGGAGGCGGAGGCGGGUGGUUAGGUGGUAAUACGAACGAAGGCGAGCAUGGCGGUGGUGGAUGGUCGUAUAUAGAAGGAACCCGCGCUAUCCGGGACUAUAGUGACGUGAGUGUGGCGCUCAGGACCGGGCCAGGGGAAGUGCUGAUCAUACCGGCGAUACACGACUGUGGGUGCGACUACCGCUGCGUGGCGCUGAACGAGUACCGCAGCGAUGUGAAGUGCUACUGUCCCGCCACCUGGAGCACCGACCUGCACGACGCCACCAAGUGCAUACUGGAGGACUCGUGGCCGCGGGUGUCGUGGGUGGUGAUCAUCGUGCUGUCGGUGGUGGUGUUCGUGUGCGCGCUGGCGGUGCUCUGCGUCUGUCUCUACCUCUACAAUACGUACCAACGCAAGAAAGAAGCGGAGCAGCGUCAGAAGCGAAUCCUAGAACAGGAGGUCCAGCUACAGAGACUGAGGAAUGCUCCCGGAGGAAAUGACAACGCGCUCAACAUGGCCUUCAACCCACACUACGGGAGCGAAGGCUUCCUCCCCCAGGGCAUCGAUGUGAGGGGCCUGCCCCAAGUGUCCAGGGAGAGUUUGAGGCUUGUCAAGGCCCUCGGUCAAGGCGCAUUUGGAGAAGUCUACCAAGGUCUCUACCGCCAUCGGUCAGCGGAUGCAGCGGAAAUGCCGGUAGCCGUGAAGACGUUACCGGAACUCUCCACGGGCCAGGCCGAAGCCGACUUCCUAAUGGAAGCCGCCAUCAUGGCCAAGUUCAACCAUGCUAAUAUCGUGCAUCUGAUUGGAGUGUGCUUUGAUCGACAUCCGAGAUUCAUAGUCCUCGAGCUGCUUGCCGGAGGAGACUUGAAGAACUUCCUCCGCGAGAACCGGCCGAAGCCUGAACGAGCCAGCGUGCUCACUAUGAAGGACCUGUUGCUCUGUUCCCUGGACGUUAGUAAAGGAUGCAGAUACUUGGAGAGCAAGCGGUUCAUACACAGGGACAUAGCAGCUCGCAACUGCCUCCUGACCUCCAGAGGUCCGGGGCGCGUGGUCAAGAUCGCGGACUUCGGCAUGGCCCGGGACAUAUACCGAGCUGAUUACUACAAGAAGGGAGGCAAGGCCAUGCUCCCGAUAAAAUGGAUGCCGCCCGAAGCCUACAUCGAUGGUGUUUUCACUAUCAAAACUGAUGUUUGGUCGUUCGGCGUGUUGCUGUGGGAGGUGUUCUCUCUGGGCGUGAUGCCGUACACCGGCUGCGCCAACAGGGAGGUCAUGGAACUCGUCUCCGGAGGAGGCAGGCUCGAGAAACCAUACGGUUGUCCCCACGAGAUCUAUCGUCUGAUGUGCGAGUGUUGGAACCCGGCUCCCACCGAGAGACCUUCCUUCGCGGCGAUAUUUGACAGACUGCAGAGGUUCAUACAGGACCCUGCAAUAGUGGGAGCAUCUCUGCCGGUGGUGCGGUCGUUGUUACCACCCACCGCCCUGGACGAUUUAGAUGGACCGCAGCGCGCUCCCGUCUGCGACUACCUCGUGCCGAUGUCUCCGCAGGACAACGCGCACAACAUAUCUAGCUCAACGGGUCUGCUUGUACUUCAUAGCAUAACGCCAACGGUGACACAGGACCCAGAAGAAACGGAGGAUUUACAAUAUCUACCUCUGCUGAGAGCAUCACAAGAAUAUGGCAACAUUCAAAUGCUGAGGAACGGAACGGGCGCAAGGCUCGAGGUGUGCGCUGCUUCCGCCGCCGAGACCGCGAACAAUACAAAGUUUCUGCCGUCUAACUCCACUGACAGACUACUAAGCUCAGUGGAAGGCGAGGCGGAGGAAGGCUCGUGUUCGGAGGCGGAGGAACCUGAAGUGUGGGAGACGUCCUUCACGGAGGCUCCUGACGCCCACGCCGAGCCCGCUGACGCCAAACCGACUGUCGAUAAUGGACCUGCUGUCGAGAAACUGAUAAGCAUAACACCAACCUCGCCGAAGCCGCCAGAGAACGCGCUCACCAAAGCGAUCGAAAUCAAUGUCAUAGAUAAAACCAACCACAAGAAUUCCCUAGCGCCGGAGCGGAAGACCGCACCAAUAGCAUCUCCAGACCCGCCAAGAGUCAACGCGUGGGCCAAAGACCACGUCAAAUACACCCCCAAAGCCAAACCCUUGUGUCUGGACGCGGCGCAGUUGGAGCAAAAUCUCAACGCGCUGAAGAAAAACAGUGGCUCUGUAAACCUCAAUACAAUGAACAUAGUCCCACCGUACAUUAACGUGGUCACUCCAAACAAGCUAUCUGAGUCGAAGACCAUACAAAUUGACCCUAAAAAGGCGGUAAUAGACGACCUCAAAGACACAGAACGGAAAGACGAGAAGACGAUGUUAAGGCAAUCGAAUUCGGCAGGAAGUUUGCUUAACGGUCCAAUGACGGAUGUUCCGUACGCCGACAGCGAUAACACAUCAUCAUCAUCAGGCAGUAACUCUCAGAAUAUUGUUAACAACAAGAAAUUUGAUGAAAGGAAUAAAAUUAAACAGGGUAGUAAGACCGGUGAAACUGAAAUAAGUUGCUAAACCUGGAACUGUGUCGCCGUAUUACAAACUAUAUGUAAAUAUAUUUAAGUGGAUUUUGGUGUUGGUUAAGGCUCAGUGAUGUGAAAUGUGCUCAAUUGAAAGUGGACCCGUCUGCGCUUGCCAAACCUUAAGUCAAAUCCGAUCGGUUUACGAACGUACGUGUUUAAUUUCAUUUGUUUUAGGUAUGUGUUGAUAAUUUUUACAGUGUAUUUACGAAUACUUCUGCAAAUGUCACACGAAAUAUUUGAAAUUUGGAACGGUUUUAUAAUUAUUCAAAAAGUCUCCGUUAAUUUAAUUUUAAAAUAUAAUUUUCUAAAUAUUCAAGAAAAAACAAUGCCGAAAUACGUACAGUGUGCGUCUUUGUAAGUGACAAAAAUAAUAGUUAGAAAUGGCUGAAAACUGUCAAGUGAUGAAACAAGCCUAUAUAUAGACUUUAUUAUAAUCAACACCUGUGUAUAGAUAUAUAAGUGAUAUUAAAUAUAUGUAUAUGUAUUUUGUCGGAACGUUGUACAGAUGUGGUUUUUUAUGUUAGAGAAAAUAAUACAAGUUUGACAAGUAAAAUGGCUUCCUAAUCGCUUGUAGUUGGAAAUAGGUUAUUUUUACUCUGUCGCGGUUUUAGAACUGUCGUGACUCGAUACGUCGAGACCAAAAAAUACUCGGAAAAAUGAGUAAGAAUACUCGAACGUUCGAGUCAAUAUGACUCGUUGGUCCGAGACUAAAUAUUCAGUGCAAAACCGCGACAGAGUCCCCAGUCUCGGUGACCGAGGCUGUUUGGUUUAUUAUUGCUCAAAACGCUCAUUACUGAGUAUAGAUGAAAUUUUUAUAUAUUAGUUUUAUUUUCUAUCGAAAUAUUUAUUAUGUACAUAUGGUAUUUAUGUUAAGCUCGCUUCAUAGCCAUUAUUUAUUUAAUAUAUAAAAUUAUUCGGUCGUUUGUAUGAGGAAGCGUAUGAACGCUCGUAAAUUAAAGAUUUCUAAAAAUAUUCAUAUAAUCAAGGAGCGACUUCAUUGCGAGUGGUUAUAUGGUAGAAAAUGGACAGAAAUGCGUUUUAAACCAUAGAGAAACACACAAGCGUCGCAAAUUAUGAUUGUGUUUACACCUGCUUCUUAACGCAAGACAAGAUAAUGCAUAAUAUGUCUAUAAUUGACGCAAGUUUGCGUCCAACAAAUCCGGCUUUUACUGCAAUAAACAGAUUUCUUUAUUCCUUUUAUACAUGAAUAUAAAACACGAAAACAUUAAAAUGUAAGAGAUGUUCGUGAAAAAAAUACUUUUGAGAAAAAUUUAAAACACGCUCUUGCGACCUUCGACAUAUAGCUUCUUUAUACGUUGGCCAAUAUGUGCCAAUAAUCCUCGCCAAUACGUGAGUCCAACAUGUACAGGGGAAUGUGUGCUCAUGUUCAGAGACGGACUGAGAGCUGGUGGUCAUUCUAAUUUGGGGGCCUGCGUAAUUAAUCAAAUAAUUGCUAUUUGGUCAAAUAACGUAUGUAGAAAAAGAGGUGUAGUAAAACAUAAUAAUUAUUUAAUAUAGCAUACAAAAUAACUAUAAAAAACUAUAG